Molecule: messenger RNA, 4341 nt
Organism: Eptesicus fuscus (big brown bat)
Lineage: Eukaryota; Metazoa; Chordata; Mammalia; Chiroptera; Vespertilionidae
Product: immunoglobulin superfamily member 1-like
Exons: 18
Coding region: 1-4341 (1446 amino acids)
Biological process (GO): cytokine-mediated signaling pathway
Molecular function (GO): inhibitory MHC class I receptor activity
Source: RefSeq, a predicted model, not a curated record
AUGACGUCCAUCCUCUCUGCUCUUCUCUGCUUCGGGCUGAGUCUGGACCAGAGGAUCCAAGUGCAGGCAGGAACCCUCCCCAAACCCACCCUCUGGGCUGAGCCAGGCCCUGUGAUCCCUUAUGGGAGCCCCGUGACCAUCUGGUGUCAGGGAACCCUGAAGGCUCAAGAGUACCGGCUGUAUGCAGAUGGCAGUCCUCGGUACUUGGGCAGACAGAAAUCGCUGGAGCCUGGAGACAUGGCCAAGUUCCUCAUUAGAGGAAAGUAUGCAGAGAGAUAUACCUGUAACUACCUCAGCCCCACGGGCUGGUCAGGACACAGUGACCCCCUGGAGCUGGUGGUGACAGGAUUCUACAGCAAACCCAGCCUCUCAGCCCUCCCCAGCCCUGUCGUGACCUCAGGAGGGAACGUGACCCUCCAGUGUGGCUCAUGGGAGGGAUUUGACAGGUUCCUCCUGACUAAGGAAGGAGAUCACAGGCUCUCCUGGACCCUGGACUCACAGCCACAGCCCAGUGGGCAGUCCCAGGCCCUGUUCCCUGUGGGCCCCGUGACCCCCAGCCACAGGUGGACGUUCAGAUGCUAUGGCAAUUUUGGGAAGAAUCCCCAGGAGUGGUCUGACCCUAGUGACCCCCUGGAUCUACUGGUCUCAGGGACCCUUCCAAAGCCCACCAUCUGGGCUGAUCCAGGCCCUGUGAUCCACUGGGGUAACCCCGUGACCAUGUGGUGUCAGUGGACCCUGAAGGCCAAAGAGUACCGACUGGAUAAAGAGGGAGUGCCCUGGAGCAGAGGGAAUUCCUUGGAGCCUGGAGACAAGGCAAAGUUCUCCAUCGCACAAAUGACAAAGCCUGAUGCAGGGAACUAUCGCUGUGUCUAUAUCAGCCCUGAGGGCUGGUCAGAGAGCAGUGACCCCCUGGAGCUGGUGGUGACAGGAGCCUACAGCAAACCCAGCCUCUCCGCCCUGCCCAGCCCUGUCGUGACCUCAGGAGGGAACGUGACCCUCCAGUGUGGUUCAGUGCAGGGGUUUAGCAGGUUCCUUCUGAUUAAGGAAGGAGAUCACAGGCACUCCUGGACCCUGGACUCACAGCCACAGCCCAGUGGGCAGUUCCAGGCCCUGUUCCCUGUGGGCCUCGUGACCCCCAUUCACAGGUGGAGGUUCAGAUGCUAUGGCUGCUACAGGGACAGUCCCCAGGUGUGGUCUCAUCCCAGUGAUGCCCUGGAGCUCCUGGUAUCAGGUGAGUCUGGGAAGCCCUCCCUCCUGAGCCAGCAGGGCCCCAUCGUGGCCUCUGGACAGAGCCUGACCCUCCAGUGUCGCUCUGAUGUCGGCUAUGACAGAUUCGCUCUGCACAAGGAGGGGGAACGGGACCUCCCCCAGAGCCUUGUCCUGCAGCCCCAGGCUGGGCUCUCUCAGGCCCACUUCCCCCUGGGCACUGUGAGCAGCUCCCACGGGGGCCGGUACCGAUGCUACGGUGGAUACAACCUCUCCUCUGAGUGGUCGGCCCCCAGUGACCCCCUGGACAUCCUGGUGGCAGGACAGCUGUCUGACACACCCUCCCUCUCGGUGCAGCCAGGCCCCAGGGUGGCCUCAGGAGAGAACGUGACCCUGCUGUGUCAGUCACAGAGCCAGAGGGACACGUUCCUUCUGGCCAAGGAGGGGGCAGCCGAUCCCCCCCUGCAUCUGAGAUCAGAGCACCGAGCUCAGCAGUUCCAGGCAGAGUUCUCCAUGAGUCCUGUGACGUCAGCCCAAUGGGGCACCUACAGGUGCUACAGCUCAAGCAGCACCUCACCCUACCUGCUGUCACACCCCAGUAAGCCCCUGGAGCUUCUGGUCUCAGUGACCUGUGGUGCUCCUGGUCUCUGCCUCUUGUUUUCUCUAGGGCCCCUCCCCAAACCCACCCUCUGGGCCGAGCCAGCCCAGGCGAUCCCUGAGGGAAGUUCCCUGACCAUCACCUGUCAGGGAACCCCAGGGGCUGAGGAGUACCGUCUGGAUAAAGAGGGAAGCCCAGCACCAUGGAAAAGAGAGAAGCCAACGAAGCCCGGAGACAAGGUGAUGUUCUCCAUCUCACACAUGACACAGCGUGAUGUUGGGAUAUUUCACUGCUACUAUGUCAGCCCGGUUGGCUGGUCAGAGCCCAGUGACCCCCUGGAGCUGGUGACAACAGGAUCCUACAGCAAACCCAGCCUCUCUGCCCUGCUCAGCCGUGUUGUGACCUCAGGAGGGAACGUGACCCUCCAGUGUGGCUCAGGGUAUGGAUAUCACAGGUUCAUUCUGACUAAGGAAGGAGAUCACAGGUUCUUCAGGGCCCUGGACUCACAGCCACAGCCCAGUGGGCAGUACCAGGCCCUGUUCCCUGUGGGCCCCGUUCUCCCCAGCCACAGGUGGACGUUCAGAUGCUAUGGCUGCUACAAGGACAGGCCUCAGCUGUGCUCACACCCCAGUGACGAUCUAGGGCUCCUGGUCUCAGGUGAGUCUGAGAAGCCCUCCCUCCUGAGCCAGAAGGGCCCCAUCGUGGCCUCUGGACAGAGCCUGACCCUCCAGUGUCGCUCUGAUGUCGGCUAUGACAGAUUCGCUCUGCACAAGGAGGGGGGACGGGACCUCCCCCAGAGCCUUGUCCUGCAGCCCCAGGCUGGGCUCUCUCAGGCCCUCUUCCCCCUGGGCACUGUGAGCAGCUCCCACGGGGGCCGGUACCGAUGCUACGGUGGAUACAACCUGUCCUCUGAGUGGUCGGCCCCCAGUGACCCCCUGGACAUCCUGGUGGCAGGACAGCUGUCUGACACACCCUCCCUCUCAGUGCAGCCAGGCCCCAGGGUGGCCUCAGGAGAGAACGUGACCCUGCUGUGCCAGUCACAGAGCCAGAGGGACACGUUCCUUCUGGCCAAGGAGGGAGCAGCCGAUCCCCCCCUUCGUCUGAGAUCAGAGCACCGAGCUCAGCAGUUCCAGGCAGAGUUCUCCAUGAGUCCUGUGAAGUCAGCCCAAUGGGGCACCUACAGGUGCUAUAGCUCAAGCAGCACCUCGCCCUACCUGCUGUCAUACCCCAGUAAGCCCCUGGAGCUUCUGGUCUCAGGGCCCCUCCCCAAACCCACCCUCUGGGCCGAGCCAGGCCCUGUCAUCCCCCAGGGGAGCCCUGUGACCAUCUCCUGUCAGGGGUCCCCAGGGGCUGAGGAGUACCGUCUGGAUAAAGAGGGAAGCCCAGCACCAUGGAAAAGAGAGAAGCCACUGAAGCUCGGAGACAAGGUGAUGUUCUCCAUCACACACAUGACAGAGCAUGAUGUUGGGAUAUUUCACUGCUACUAUCUCAGCGCUGAUGGCUGGUCAGAGUACAGUGACCCCCUGGAGUUGGUGGUGACAGGAUUGUAUAUCAAACCCAGCCUCUCAGCCCUGCCUAGCCCUGUCGUGACCUCAGGAGGGAACGUGACCCUCCAAUGUGGCUCAGUGUAUAGAUAUCGCAGGUUCCUUCUGACUAAAGAAGGAGAUCAGAGACUCUCCUGGUUCCUGGACUCACAGACACAGCCCAGUGGGCAGUACCAGGCCCUCUUCCCGGUGGGGCCCUUGACCGCAAGCCACAGGUGGAUUUUCAGAUGCUAUGGCUGCUACUACAACGACAAGCCCCUAGUGUGUUCACACCCCAGUGAUGCCUUAGGGCUCCUGGUCUCAGGUGAGUCUGGGAAGCCCUCCCUCCUGAGCCAGCAGGGCCCCAUCGUGGCCUCCGGACAGAGCCUGACCCUCCAGUGUCGCUCUGAUGUCGGCUAUGACAGAUUCGCUCUGCACAAGGAGGGGGGACGGGACCUCCCCCAGAGCCUUGUCCUGCAGCCCCAGGCUGGGCUCUCUCAGGCCCUCUUCCCCCUGGGCACUGUGAGCAGCUCCCACGGGGGCCGGUACAGAUGCUACGGUGGAUACAACCUGUCCUCUGAGUGGUCGGCCCCCAGUGACACCUUGGACAUCCUGGUGGCAGGACAGCUGUCUGACACACCCUCCCUCUCAGUGCAGCCAAGCCCCAGGGUGGCCUCAGGAGAGAAUGUGACCCUGCUGUGUCAGUCACAGAGCCAGAGGGACACGUUCCUUCUGGCCAAGGAGGGGGCAGCCGAUCCCCCCUCUCGUCUUCGAUCAGAGCUUCGAGCUCAGCAGUUCCAGGCAGAGUUCUCCAUGAGUCCUGUGACGUCAGCCCAAUGGGGCACCUACAGGUGUUACAGCUCAAGCAGCACCUCACCCUACCUGCUGUCACACCCCAGUAAGCCCCUGGAGCUUCUGGUCUCAGGACUCCCUGGGUCUCAAGCCCCCCACCCUCAGGGCCCAUGUCUGCAGCUCAGGAACCAUUGGGUCCUUCUUGCUCAGAAGGAGCACUGA